AUGUCCAAUCCUCGUAGGACUCCGGCGACUCACCCGGACGGGGCCUUGUCCCUUAAGACCAACAUGCCCCUCCGGAAAGGCCUCACCUUCCACUCUCCUACAUCUCCUGGCUCAGACGUUUCCGCCUUCAGACCCCCGUCUCUGCCACGUCGAUCACAGACCAGCCUGGACGACGUGAUCGAUGCCCAUAAGCGGCGAAUGCGUAUCACCCUCGACAGCAUCGACCAGACCUUGACGGCCUCCAAGGACGAGUCCAAGACCUUGGUCGACAAAACCUUCCCCUUCCCCGACGGCCUUCGCAAGCACUCCGUCGCCAUGUUGGACGAACCUGAAAAGGAGCGCCGUGUACUGCGCCCACGAUCUACUCUCCGUCGCCCCGCCAGACACCACGAUUCAGACAGCGGGCUCGGUACCUCUGUCGCUACAUCUAAAGACAAAGCCGCCGCCGACUCCAGCAAGAAGGGCAAGACGUCAUCUGUCAAGGCGUCGACUGUCACUCGGUCUGCCGCCGCGACCACAACCCUGCCUGGCCUGAGCAACCGGGCCACAAACAAAAUCUGCGAGCAUGUUCUGAAACCGCUCCUCGCAAAACCUGAACUCAAGAUCUUCCACCCUCUUGUUAUUGAUUGUCCCAGAAGGAUCAAGGAGAAAGAGAUCCUUUGUCUUCGAGACCUCGAGAAGACGCUUCUACUCAUUGCUCCUGAGAGCACCAAAGUAGCCGACUUGUGGCUCGACUUCUGCCUCACCACGGUCCACUGCAUCCAAGCGACUGUUGAGUACCUUAGUGACCGAGAACAAACUCGACCUCGCGACCCUCCUUACGGCAGCGGAUACUUCAUCGACCUUGUGGAACAACUACAGAUGUACGCCAAACAAAUUGCUGACGCCAAGGACAAGAAACCUACCGGAGACAGUAUGGAAGUUAAUGCUUCCGACGAGAUCAAGCUGCACGGCGGCAUUCAUGUCAACGGCCGGCCAGUAGAGCUUGUCCGCGUGAACAAGGACGGCAAGGCGAUUUCACUCGCCACUGGUGAGGUUGUCGAGAUGGACGAAGACAACGAUAGCCCCAUUAAGGUCAAACGGUCUGCUUCCGAGGAGUUGGCCGAUGAAGAGGAGAUCAUGCGCUCCAUGGCCCGACGGAAGAAGAACGCAAGCCCCGAGGAGCUCGCACCAAAGAAGUGUCGCGAGCCGGGCUGCACAAGAGAGUUCAAGCGACCUUGCGACUUGACCAAGCACGAGAAGACUCAUUCUCGUCCCUGGAAGUGCCCCAUCGAAUCUUGCAAAUAUCACGAAUAUGGCUGGCCCACAGAGAAGGAGAUGGAUCGUCACUGCAAUGACAAGCACUCGAUUGACCCACCGAUGUACAAGUGCUUGUUCCCUCCUUGCCCCUAUAAGUCUAAGAGGGAGUCCAACUGCAAGCAGCACAUGGAGAAGGCUCAUGGGUGGCAGUACGUGAGGACCAAGACGAACGGCGGCAAGAAGACAUCAAGCAAGGCCGGCAGUGUUACCCACAGAACACCCCAGAUCCAGGGACUGCCCACACCUAUCAGCAACCCCAGUGUUGGAAUGGCAACACCCCCCGAGGAGAGGCUUCAAUACCAGCCCAACAGUAUUGAAUUCCCCACAUAUCUCCCCGAGGCCGAGCCCUUCAACUUCAACACCUUGCCACAGGAGAUUCACUUGGACACAAUGGACUACUCUGAUUAUUCACCGAUCGACAAUGGAACUCCCGUCACAGAUCCUGGCUUGGACAGCUCGUCCAUCACAUUCCAAGACGCGUCAACAACUGAAUACCAAUGGGAUGACAUCUACAGUGCAAAUCAGGCGCAAGUGCCCGCUCCGACAUUCAAUAAGGAGCUCGCGAUGCAGUUCGCUGCCUUCUCAGAGGCAGAGCUCUGUAAGACGCAGGUCGCGCCUCAUAUCUCCCCCAUUGGACAAGGAAACGCGAUGCUGUUCACUCCUCACUCCCUGGCAGAUGUUGACGACGGGUUCGACGAUAUCCCUGUUGAGAUGAACGGCGGCGCAGACUUCCUCCUGUUCCCACCCACUGCUGAGGCGAAGCCCAUGACCUUCAACGAGUCUCCUCUAUUCACCAAUGAAAUUCCUUCAGUUGCGGCGGGCUACUCGCAACCGAACUCACAGGAAUUUUGGGGAGUUGACUGGUCCGCCAACCAGUACGGAUACUCCCAGCACUAA
Molecule: messenger RNA, 2196 nt
Organism: Diaporthe amygdali
Lineage: Eukaryota; Fungi; Ascomycota; Sordariomycetes; Diaporthales; Diaporthaceae
Product: zinc finger transcription factor ace1
Exons: 3
Coding region: 1-2196 (731 amino acids)
Biological process (GO): regulation of transcription by RNA polymerase II
Cellular component (GO): nucleus
Source: RefSeq, a predicted model, not a curated record